GUCGAAGGAAGAAAGGAGAAAAGAUAAGGCAGAGCUUCUCCGUGCACGCUGAAGCGGAACGCGGCGUCGCUCUGCUGAUCUUCCCUUGGCACCGUCUUUUCUCUCGCUGAUAUUAUCGUUUCCUCAUCAGCGCCAACGUGAACGUAUCGUGGGUUCUCGCCUUCACGAAACAAGAUGAGCUACGACCCCACACGCGCCUACCACAGCAGCUACCAUCACCGGACGCCCACCGCCUAUCAAGAACCCAUCGCGCAUCGACAGGGCUACACCGAGCCGCGGCUCACCACCGCAGAGCAUGGCGCUGUCAUCGCCGCCUGCUCCGUGACGUGCGCUCUCGCCACGGUGCCCAUCGCCAAAUUAGAACACUUCUACUUUAUGUGUGAUGUUCCCGGGGAGUCGAGCCGCAUUUACAUGUCCGACAAACGAGCCCAGUUUUUCCGCGUGCUUUUUCACACCCGGUGGUGGCAGGGCCGGUCUGUGCCGUGGCUGACGGUGGAUUACGCCUUUAGCCUUGGCUUGUUCGUCGCGUUGAGGCAACAGCUCGAAGCAGCGGCGCCUGCGUGGUCCAACAGACGGCGUGGCUUCCUGGCCGGGGCGGCGGCGGGUGCCAUCUACGCAGCGCUGCGGCACCCCUUCGAUGUGCUGCGCACCACGGCAGAGGCCACGACUGGGCUGCGGCAGUUUCGUGGAGCCGGUGAUGUGUUCUUCACCGCCCUGAAGGAGCGGCCAACCGUGUUGAAAGGUCUUUACCGCGGCUUCACUGUCGCUCUGACAGGUCGCACGGCGCAGUUUGCUCUUCAGUUCGGUCUUUACAACUGGCUGCGCUACGACGGCGUCUACCGCAGCCCGGUGAUGCUGUUCUUGUACUGUCACGCGGCAACGUUUCUUGGCCUGCUGGCGCAGUACCCGGUUCAAGCCUUGCGCCAGCAGCUCUAUCUGGCGAACACCUCAACCAGAGGCCGUCCGCAGAGUUAUCGCUCGCUCAUCAUGGACAUUCGACGGCGCCAUGGUAUUACAAAAGUCUACGACGGAUUCUUCAAGCACAAACCUUUUCUGAACGCCGUGCCGCCGGCGUUGCUGAUGUGCAUCUACGAUGUGAGUACGCGUCGCUGCACCGAAUACCUGUAUCCCGAGCGGAUAGCGAAGCCCGUUCAUGAGCAGUCGCUGACCUCCGUGGCAGCCCCGCCUCGUGUCAGGGCCCCCCCGGCCUACGAAUUUGAGCGGAAGGACUAA
Molecule: messenger RNA, 1233 nt
Organism: Leptomonas pyrrhocoris
Lineage: Eukaryota; Euglenozoa; Kinetoplastea; Trypanosomatida; Trypanosomatidae
Exons: 1
Coding region: 175-1233 (352 amino acids)
Source: RefSeq, a predicted model, not a curated record